AUGGAGCUCCACCAGAUCAUCGAUCAGAAUGUCGACCAAUCGACUCUUCUUGAAAAAUUGCACCGGUAUAUCCGGUCUCUACCUUUUACUCCCGAUUUGGCUAACCAGCUUCUAUCAUUGACUCCAUCUAAUCCUGAAACGGCGACAAUAGUCAAAAUCUUUGCCAUUGAAGCACUCAUGUAUCACUCAGGACCAAUAGCCCAUAAGCAAAUUGAUGAUCAGUUCAAGCAGUUAAGUUCCAUUGGGCUGAAGCGAUCGGACUACCUGUCGUUACUUAGAACCAAGUACAUGGACCUCCUCACAGACUACCAGUUCCUACUAUCUCCCGAUGUACGUGAAUUGAAGCUCACGGACUUGGUCAGCAAGAAAAUCAAUUUGUUAGGUGUAGAGGAUGACUCCCUGGUAUUGGUGCAUGACAUUCAGCUCAAAGUGCUUGUGUUUUACCUUCUCUGCGGGUCAGAUUUUAGAAAGAAGAACAUCCACAAGUACUUGAGUGACGAGAACGUCUUUUCCCGAGAUUUCCCUGCAGCCAUCAGUAACUACGUUCGUUAUAGCCUGAGGGGCGGAAUCAUACCUAUCGAUGUCUAUAAGGAGUUAAUCGACCAUUUGAUCGAUUCAGUUGAGUUUCGCUCCAUCUACUCGAGACAUCUGCAGCAGUUAUUGGAGAACUUCGUAGAGACUAACUUAGAAAAGUUGCCGAAAUACUAUAAGUCCAUUCGGUUGUCUAGAAUCCAGGACUUGUUGUUGGGAGGAGAAACCUCCGUUGACAUAGAAGAUGUGCUUUUCCGUAUGAUCACCAGCAAGAAGUUCGCUGCAGCGACGAAGAUCGAUCAGAUCGAGGGCCUAGUGGUGUUUGGGGAUAAUUCGACAAAGUAUGAUGGGUUUAAUAUGCAUAUCAAAAAGGUUUGUGAUUUGGUCGAGAAAUUAACCCAGUGA
Sungouiella intermedia is the source of this 936-nucleotide messenger RNA. NCBI's taxonomy places the organism in Eukaryota, Fungi, Ascomycota, Pichiomycetes, Serinales, Metschnikowiaceae. The record is from the annotation of a GenBank genome assembly.